This is a messenger RNA of Eurypyga helias (sunbittern), 5046 nucleotides long. RefSeq names its product nesprin-1-like. Gene Ontology annotation, cellular component: nuclear outer membrane; cytoplasm; meiotic nuclear membrane microtubule tethering complex. Lineage: Eukaryota; Metazoa; Chordata; Aves; Eurypygiformes; Eurypygidae. Gene Ontology annotation, biological process: nuclear migration. The transcript is spliced from 29 exons. The record is from RefSeq and is a predicted model, not a curated record. Gene Ontology annotation, molecular function: actin filament binding. The annotation marks the transcript as partial.
UCAAAUCAGGAUCUGCUGAAAAACAUAGAUGGUCACAAAAAGGCAUUCCAUGAGAUCCACGGGGCCAGGUCUGUUAACGGAGUGCCUGUUCCGCCUGACCAAUUAGAAGAUAUGGCAGAGAGGUUUAAUUUUGUUGUCUCUUCAUCUGAGCUCCAUCUGUUGAAGAUGGAGUUUCUGGAAUUGAAGUACCGUCUACUGUCACUCUUAGUCCUUGCAGAAUCAAAGUUAAAAUCCUGGAUUAUCAAAUAUGGAAGGCGAGAGUCAGUGGAACUACUUCUUCAAAAUUAUAUUGCUGUUAUUGAAAAUAGUAAGUUCUUUGAGCAGUAUGAAGUUACUUACCAGAUCUUGAAAAGGUCAGCUGAAGUGUACGCCAAAGCAAAUGGCUCAGUGGAAGAAGUGGAGAAUGUGACGAAAUUCAUGAAUGAAACAACAGCACAGUGGAGGAACCUCUCGGUAGAGGUGAGAAGUGUAAGAAGCAUGUUGGAAGAAGUAAUUGCUAAUUGGGACAGAUAUAGCAGCACUGUGGCAGGUCUACAAGCUUGGCUGGAAGAUGCUGAAAAAAUGCUGAAUCAGCCUGAACACACUAAAAAGGACUUCUUCCGGCAUUUACCUCAUUGGAUCCAACAGCACACAGCCAUGAAUGAUGCUGGCAAUUUCCUGAUUGAAACAUGUGAUGAGACCAUUUCCAGAGACCUUAAACAGCAACUUCUGUUACUAAAUGGAAGAUGGAGAGAAUUGUUUAUGCAAGUUAAGCAGUAUGCUCGAGCAGAUGAACUGGACAAAAUGAGGAAGGAAUAUUUGGAUGGUGUUGCCCAUUUGACGGCUUUUAUUGAUGGAAGCAAUAGGAAACUUUCAGUCCCUGUAGAAGUGUCCUUCCUUGAUGUCAAAACAUUUGCACAGGACUUAGAAAAUAUAAAGCAGAAAUUGCCUGCAAUGGAAGCUCAGUACAAAGCAGUUACCAGAACAGCACAACUUGUUACAAAAGAAGUUUCUCAAGAGGAAGUGAAUGAAAUGCUUGGAACUCUGACAAGGAUCAAAGAGCAGCUGAGCAAGGUUAAGGAGUACUCCUGUGCCCUGCUGUAUGAAUGCCAGCAUCUGCUGUCUCCACUGGAAGAACUGGAGAAACAAAUCACACAUUUUUAUGAAUCUCUUGAAAAAGUCAAUGAAAUAAUAUCUAUCCUGGAUCCUGAAGCACAGCCUACAACUGUUCUUAAACAAAAAGCCCAAGAUUUGGUAGCUUAUCAAGAAAACUGCAAGAAAGAUUUGUCCCUGAUUGAGAGAAAUAGUCAAAGUAUUCUGCAGUGUGUGGCUUCAACUGAAGUGUUACGGCAUUUCCAACAGUCAACAUUUCAGAAGAAAGUUACACAAGUUCAGAUUACUUUCCAGAAUAUGGUCAGGAAAGCUGGUGACUGGAGAAAAAACAUAGAAGCAAAUAGCCGACUGAUGAAGAAAUUUGAGGAGUCUAGAGCAGAACUGGAGAAAGUUAUACAGAUUGCCAAUUGUUGCUUAAAAGAAAAAGGAAAUCCUGAAGAACUUCUCAGGAAACAUAGCGAAUUCUUUAACCAGCUGGAUCAGAGAGUCCUAAAUGCCUUUCUGAAAGCGUGUGAUGAACUUACUGACAUCCUCCCAGAACAAGAGCAACACAACCUGCAGGAAGCUGUGAGAAAACUCCAUAGGCAGUGGAAGGAUCUUCAAACAGAAGCCCCAUAUCAUUUGAUCCACUUGAAGAUUGACGUACAGAAAAGCAAGUUCCUGGUCACAGUGGAGGAGUGCAAAGCUGAACUUGCUCGACAGAACAAGGUGUUAUCAAGAGAAGGAAAUGAAAGAAUGAUCGAGGAACACAUGUUGUUUUUUGGUGACAAGGGAUCUUACCAUCUGUGUGAGAAAAGGCUGCAACGGAUUGAAGAACUGUGCCAAAAACUGCCAGUUUCUGAUCCAGUGAGGGCUACGUUGGAAAGCAGCCAACGAAUCCUAAAGGAGCUCAAAUCCCAGAUAGACAGCACAUAUGUAAAGCUAACAGAACACUCGAACACCUGGAAGGGCUACAGGAACAGAUUUUCUGAGAUGGCAAAUUGGAUUUUAUUAACAGAAAGAGAGCUAAAGAAGAUAAAGGAAAGUGUCCAUGAUACUGCCAAAUACAAGCAAUGUAAAGCAUCUGUGGGGGAAAUUAGGAAGCAUAUUAACAAGCAAGGAGAAAAUCACAGCUGGCUGAAAUCUAGAGUUGCUGUGUUGACCACUAUAUGUCCUGAUUUGGAGGCCAAAAAGACAGAGGAGGAACUUUGUAAACUUUCCAGUGACUUCAGGGGACUCCUAGAUUUGCUGGCUGAGAUUGAAAAGACAUUAGGCACUGUUGGAGACUGUGUCCAGUACAAAGAAGAAGUUAAGAGUGCAAUUGAAGACUUAAUCAACAACUCUAAAGAAGCCCAAGCAGAGGCUGAAAAGAUCCUGGAUACGGAAAGUUUAUUACAAGCUCAGCAACUACUACUUCAUCAUCAGCAAAGGACAAGGAGACUCCGAGCAAAGAGGCAAGAUGUGCAACAUCAGAUUUCCCAAGCUAAACAGUUGCACAUGGAAGGUGGACUGCCCAGCACGAUGCAAGAGGAUUUACAAAAGUUGGAAGGAACAUUGGAGAACAUGCAGCAGACUAUGGAGAAACGUGAAGAGCAACUGCAGGUCACAGUAAAUAAAUGGGAGCAGUUUGAAAGGGACAAAGAAACAGUGGUAAAAUAUCUCAAUCAAGCAAGCUCUGCACUUGAACGUAUCUUAAACUUCAGCAGUUUAGAGAGCCUCUCGUCAGAACUGGAUCAGACAAAGGAACUUUCUAAACAGUCUGAAGCAAUAGCAGUGCAGGCUGAGAAUUUGGUGAAGAAAUCUUCUGAGAUACAGCUUGGUUCAAAGAACAAGCAGUCCCUUCAACAGCAGGCAAAAUCAAUCCAAGAACAAGUGAAAAAAGUGGAAGUUACUCUUGAAGAAGAUAUUAAAAGCAUGGAAAUGGUGAAAAACAAGUGGGAUCAGUUUGGCAAUAAUUUUGAAGCCCUGUCCAUCUGGAUAGCUGAACAAGAAAAAGAACUGGAAACUUUGGAAGCAUCCUCAUCUCCUUUGGACAUACAGAUCAGCAAAAUCAAGGCUAUUAAUAAAGAAAUAGAUGGUAAAAUAUCUGCAAUCUCAAAACUAGAAGAGGAAGUCAAGUCUUUUUCUCAGUUUGUUACCUCUGGAGAAUGUGCACAUAUUAAAGCCAAACUGAUUCAGGUCAAAAGAUAUUGGGAAGAGCUAAGAGAUCAUGCACAGAGACUGGAAGGAACGAUCACAGACAAUGCAUCAGCACAGCAGAAAUAUGAAGAAAGUCUUAAACAGGUGCAGCAGGAAGUGUCUGAAUUUGAAGCUAAGCUAGCUGAGCCUCUCACAUCAUGCUCUUCAGCCACAGCAACAUAUGCAGCCCUUCAGGAUUGCACGGACUUUUGUCAUGCUGUGGAAAAACUGAGCAACGCUCUGGCCUCUCUCUCAGCCUGUGCCCGAAAGGUGGCCAGCAAAGAAAAAGCUGCUCAGCAGGUUACAGCAUUACAGAAGAAAUAUGAAAAGGUGCUAGAAAAUGCUAAAGAGAAACAGACCUUAUUAGAGACUCUCCUGGCUCGGUGGCAAAAGCAGGAGAAGGAGCUGUCUGCCUUCUGGACCUGGUUGGAGGGGUGUGAAGCUACAGCCAGGCCUUCAGAGCAGUAUGUUUCUGCUGACAGAGUUAAACUGGAAGGUGAACUGCAGUCACUAAAGGAUGUGCGAGCAGAUGUUGAGUCCCGCGCUGCAGUCUAUGCAAGCCUGUUACAGUUAAAUGAGUCCCUGUUCCCAACAGCUUCCAAACAGUGCGUGAAAGCAAUAAAAGAAAAAUUUGAAGAGCUGGAUGAGAGGUGGAAAGCUUUACCACAAACUGUUGAUAAAAGGAUCAACUUUCUUCAGUCUCUUGUUGCUGAGCAUGAGGAGUUUGAUGAGCUCCUGCUCAGGUUUUCAGACUGGAUUAAGCAGUUUCUUGCUGAACUACAAGCCACUUCAGAGAUAAGCACAGCUGAUCAACAACUAGCUGCAUCUCACAAUAAGAACCACUCAAUUGAAGUCAAAAGUAAGAAACAGUAUUUACAAAGUCUGAAGGAACAUGCAGAUAAAUUGUAUUCUUUCAGCUGCCCAGAGGACCAGAAAACAUUGCAGGGAAAGAUUGAAGAUUGCUUUCAGAUCUUCCAGGAGGCAAGUCAAAUAACUUGCCAAAGACAAGAGGCUCUGGAUCAGCUGCGGGUAUUCCUGGAGCUCCAUAGUGCUGCAUCAGGAGUGCUUCACCAGCUGAGGCAGACAGUGGAGAAAACAGGAAAUAUGGAUAAAGCUAAAUCUGAAUUACUGGAAAAGGAACUAAAUUAUGUUAUUCAAGACCUUAACAAGCUGGAAUCUGUUGCCAUCAAUUUGGAUGGUUCCCUUACUAAGGCCCAGUACCAUCUAAAGCACAGCAUUUCUGAGCAGAGGACUUCCUGCAGAGCUGUGGUGGAUAACCUGUGCUUGGAACUGGAGGCAGUUCAAAACCUGUUGGGAACCAAACAGAGUGAGGCAGAAGCUCUUGGAGCCUUGCGAAGAUCUUUCAUGGAACGCAAAGAACAGCUAUUGAAAAGUAUUGAAGAUACUGAGGAAAAGGCUGAUAGGGAGGGCCUGAAGGAGGCAACACUACAAGCCCUCCAGCAAAGAUUGAGGGUCUUUAACCAGUUAGAUGGUGAAUUGAAUUCUCGUCAGCAUGAACUUCAGUGGCUCAUGGACAAAGCAAAACAAAUAGCCCAAAAAGAUAUUACACUUGCUCCUGAGAUCGACGAAGAGAUAAAUCGCUUGGAAUCUCUAUGGGAGGGUACCAAGAAAGUUGUACAUGAAAAAAAGGAGCAGUCCUGCAUUCUUAUUGAUCUGAUGAAGGAAUAUCAGAGCUUGAAGUCAACAGUAAUGAAAGUCAUAGACAGUGCUGACAGUGCUUGUGUGAUCAAAUCCAUUUGGAAGGAUCAUGAAGAUGUCAGGCGAACUUUGUCGAAG